AUGCUCCGGUGGCAGGCGACGAGGACGGUGCAGACCAAGGCGUUUCAAGAUGUGCGUGCAAAGGCGACAGCCGCGUCCGAUGCCAAGAGCAGGCGUGGCCUUGCCGCCCUCCUCCGCAGCUUCGCCGAGCGUCGGCUCCGUGGACAGAGCGCGGUGUCGAAGGCCGUCUCGGCUCUUGGCACGGAGCGAAGGUGGACGGAUGCGCUUCAUCUGUUUACGACUGUGCCUCAUCCCGACAUCGUCACGUUCAACGCGACAAUGAGCGCUCUCGGUUCAGGGCAUCAGUGGCUAAAGACCCUGCGACUCUUCGGCGAGAUUCGUGGAGAUUCACAAGGUGCGUUGCUGAAGGCUGACGUGAUUUCGUACAGCAAUGCCAUUCGGGCCAACGCCGCAUUGCUGCUGUGGGAGGAGGCUGUGCAUCUGCUGACGCGCAUGAUCUCUUUCGGACCUAAGCCGGAUCGGCUGGCGUGCAACCUGACCCUCGCCACAUGUGCAGAGCAUGGCAACGCAGAUCUCGCUGCCAGCAUCGUGGAACGGAUGCGGACACGUCGUCAGCAGCUUGAUGUCGUUGCACACAACACCCUGGUCGCAGCUCUUGCUCGCCAACGGAGAUGGCAGUCUGCCUUCGCUGCGGCCAUGUCAGCGCCCGCCCAGGAUGUCAUCACCUUCAAUUCAUUGCUGGGAAGUCUCGAAGAUUCUGAUCGCUGGGAAGUCGCUCUCGAAGUUCUACGCCAGAUGAGCUUGCGAGGCCUCCGAUUGGACGGCGUGACGCACCGCGCCGCAGCCGCGGCCUGCGGGCAAUGUUGGCAGGCAGCACUGGCGUUGAUGAAGACGGAGGCUUCCGCUGACCUUGCGACACUCACAGCGAUCGGCACAAAUUGUGAUAAGGCAAGUCAGUGGCAGAUUGCAGUGCACCUGUUGUCCGAUCGCGCCGUAGACACUGUUGCCAAGACCGCUCUUAUCUCUGCGAGCGCGACGGGUUCUUUAUGGCAGGCUGCUGUGCAGAUGCUUCUCGCGCUGAAGCAGAGAGCCGAUGCAGUGGCCUACAAUGCCACCAUCGCAGCCACUGAGAAGGCUGCCAGAUGGUCCAGCUCCUUGAUGCUGAUGUCGAAAAUGGAGGAGGCCUUCUUGCAGCUGUCGGCCACGACAUUUAAUGCCAGCAUCAGUGCAUGUGAGAAGUCAGCUGCCUGGGAGGCCUCGCUGUGGCUCUUUGACGAGAUGCUGAUGCGUAAGUUGGCAAAGGUGGAGAUUGGGAGAGAGUGGGUCUGUCCAAGUGGUACUGGCUCGUUCCCCGCGUCCUUAGCGAAGUUGGCGUUGGAGAGGCGGGCGCAGGGGAAGACAGGGGUUGUGCUGUUCUUGGCCUUGAGCUUCGUCUGUGCAUCCGGCAACCAGGAGGCGACAGACGAGCUUCCACGAGACGAUGAGUGUGCUUUCUCGGACUCGGACAGCUGCGCCUUGCAGGCUCUGCAGAGGCACGCAGCUCGGGCACCGCGGCCCCUUGAGCUGAUCCCGACUCCCAGCGUCCAGGGCGAGGGCGCUUACAUCUCCAGUCGAGAGUCCAAAUCCUUUGAGUGGACGGAGCUGCGGGUCUCUGAGAGCAGCAUCGAGGAAGCCUUGAAAGCCCCCUUCGCAAAAAGCAGCUGGCCUUUGCCAUUCGGCUUGUCAGCCGGUGACGUGGCACGAUGGCUGCAGCGGGAGCUGUUGUCGACGAGCCCUUUUGGGCAGUUCGGCAUGCUCGUGCCGUGGCCUGAGGAGGACGAUGACCAGCUGGGCCAUGGCGGCUGGGUCGGUUACUCCCGAAGGCAAGUCUGCUAUCUGACUGCGAAGAGCUACCUGGGGGCAAAGGCCCGUGGGUACAAUGCCGGACUCUUUCGCCUUAUGAGCAUGUGCCCGGAAACGGGGGACUUUAGACACUCCUUUGCGAUGCUCUUAGCAGCUUGUGCGGCAGAUCCGACUUUGGCGAAUGGCAACCAGGGGCCGCUGCUUUUGACGGCCAAAGCUCGUGCGGCCCCUUCCGUGGAGGAGGUGCGCCAGAAGGCAGAAGGUGUGUCAAUGCAGGCUGCCAAACUGCGAGUCUGCGACUACGACACGGGGGCUGGCCCCUUCGAUGGCGUCGAAUCGGUGCCAGAGCGGGGCUGCAGGAAGCGUCAGCAGGAUGCUCCAGGCGUCGACUUCAUGAUCGGCGGGGAGCCAGGCCAGGCGACCCAGGACAUCUCGGCCUCUUGGUUCGGAGGCUACUUGUUCGACGCAAAAGCCUGUGGCCUUGGUGGUGGACAGGACGAGCGCUUGUCAGUCUACUUCCCGGAAGUCACAAUUCUCGCAUAUUUCCUUUCGCAGAGCGACCCAUUCCCUCAGCUUCGCCAACCCGCCUGGUUCCUGGGAGCACGGAACUUCUUCAAGAACUUAGACGGCACGGCUCGGUUUGACUCGCCAAUGAUCCUGACAGACGUGCCCCUGAAGUCCGACCUCGUUGAUGUUUCUGUGGCGGAUCACCUCUUCGAGAUCAGCUCUUCAAGGCCUGUCGUCGUCUUUAUGAGCGAGAGCCAGGGCUUGGUCGACGACCACUCGCCUUGGGAAUUGAAGCUGGCCCGUCUGAACCGCUUACAAGCGCAAAGGGAGAUGGGCACCGGCCAGUUCGCCUUCGAGAAGCAGGUUCGCGCGUGGUAUCGGUCUUUAGCGCUGACCUCCUACGAUGAACGGAUUCAUGGCGCCUUGCGUGCCCUCGUGAAGUCCAUUGGGACUGGGCCAUGGUUCUCCGGCCUUUGGUGGGGCGAUUCACAGCUCGGCUUCUUGGCCAUCUGGCUUGGCCACGCCUUGGCCGCUCCGACCUGGGGGUGGCCUUCGCGCACUCACGGCAGCCCGCUGAUGUUGGACUACUACAUCUAUGCAGAUUUCACGGAAAAUCCUGGAAACCAGUGUUACGUGAUUCCUGGCGAAGCUUGCCGAGCUUGCUUGAACGUGUGUCAAAGCCCCGAACCGCCGACCAGCGCCUACUGGAUGCCCGAGGGAGCACUCUUCGAUGGGCGGCCCUGUGUACCAGAUGCCUCCAUUUGUGGGCAGAAGGGCUUCGCAGAUGCCGUCAAGGCCUUCGGGCACCAGACAGCAGCUCGGAAGAUGCUGGCAAUGUCCACAAUCAACUUUUUCAAUCCUGAGUAG
Symbiodinium sp. CCMP2592 is the source of this 3156-nucleotide messenger RNA. Lineage: Eukaryota; Dinophyceae; Suessiales; Symbiodiniaceae. The record is from the annotation of a GenBank genome assembly.